GGUUGUCUCACAAUCAAACACCCUUAAUCGACCAAAUUUUAUGCAAUUCUCAACUCAAUUAUUAGCAGGAAUUUUUAUUUUUUGUAAAUUUGGAAGGGAGAAGAAAAAAGCUAGCAACGGCAAGUCGUUUAAGAGCACUGCGUUGAUUGGAAGAGAUUCCAGUAGACGUAGUGUCGUAAAGACCGACAAAGGAAUCCCUAAGGUGCUCUUUGGCUACAAUUUUCAAGUAGAGCUUCUCGGCGUCUUCAAAACGCUUGAUUUUGUCAUCAUCGGGGCUAAACGGCAUGUCGUUCCCAGGAACAGUGAAUUGAAGAGAAGAUAUUGAUAGCAGGUUUGUCCAUAGAGAGGCUUUGAUUGAAGGAGGAGUUAGAGCUAGUGUCGAACAGAGAGGAGAGAGACACUCCAGCGGGACCAUGGUAACAAAUUUCUUCGAGCGCUGAAGAGAUGAGAGUGCCCAUGGAGGCAUGUGAUGAUUGAGUAGGACCUGUGUUUGGUUUGUGAAAAUUUUGAGGAUUUUUCUGUGGUUUUUCUCGGAAAAUGAGCACUGGCGGGCGCGAAAAAGAGAGCGCACGCGUAUAUAGUUGGAGACUCGAUGCGGCGUCGUUCUUAGGAUGUUUAAGUUGGGGACUCUAUUCGACGCCGUUGCAGUUAAGGCUUAAAUGGACGGCUAGGAUUCAAAACGUUGUAAAAAAAAGCUGGGUAGCGUUGCAGGGUAUAAAAGCUUCAGUCAUGAACAAAAAUAAUAAUAAAAAAAAAAACGAGAGUACUGCUGGUGAAGCUAACGAGGAAAAAGGACUGGUUUUGAUCAAUUGAAGGGAGAUUGAAAUGGAAGGUGAUUUAUUUUCAGGCUUAAGCAAUGGAAACCAAGUAGAUGGCAAGGUCUUGCAAACAUUCCAGAAGAGUUUUGUGCAAGUUCAGGAUAUUCUAGAUCAAAACAGGUUGCUAAUUAAUGAGAUAAACCAAAACCAUGAAUCGAAGAUCCCUGACAACUUGACUCGAAAUGUUGGUUUGAUUAAGGAGCUAAACAACAACAUUAGAAGGGUGGUUGACCUUUAUGCUGAUCUUUCGAACAAUUUCACCAGGUCAAUGGAACCUUCAUCAGAAGGUGAAUCAAGUGGGAUAUUGAAGUCUAAUGGAAAGGCCAAUUCGAAGAGAAUUAGAUCCGGGUAAUCAAUUCAACUGAGCUUUCAUAGAGAUUCUCCACUUUAUUUCAUGGUAAAAAAUAAGAAGAGCAUUUUGAUAUUGGAGGAAAAAGAACUUGAUGAGGUUAUGUGUCUCUUCCUUGUUAGUGAUAUGUGAUCUUGAGGCUUUUAGCUUCAGUUUAAUUUUAAGCAAAUCCAUUGUAAUAACAAUUUAACAAAUUUACAUAAAGUUAUGUGUAAUUGUAUCAUCUUGUUGAUCAAUCUCAAUUAUGCAUCUUUAUUGCA
This is a messenger RNA of Populus trichocarpa (black cottonwood), 1427 nucleotides long. RefSeq names its product protein ELF4-LIKE 4. Lineage: Eukaryota; Viridiplantae; Streptophyta; Magnoliopsida; Malpighiales; Salicaceae. The record is from RefSeq and is a predicted model, not a curated record. Gene Ontology annotation, biological process: entrainment of circadian clock; positive regulation of circadian rhythm. Bases 826 to 1170 code for a protein of 114 amino acids. The transcript is spliced from 2 exons.